UGCGGAAACAUUUAUGAACCCUGCAAACAUGUAUUAAAUCAAACGAGAUGAGACGAGACAAAAUAGGAAAGUCAUCCAUGAGUCGUCAUACAUUUUUUUUCUGGCGGAUUCCGUCCAGUGAGAAUUUCACUUUUCAUAGAGAUUUUCACCUGCUACACAGCAAGUGAGUGUGAAGUGGUUUUCAGAUUUUAAAAAUCUGGAAUAAAAUAAUUCUGGAAACUUGCCAAUUUAAUCCAGCCGGUUUCUUGGUUUUAGUUAGCGGUCGGAUUAACCCCGAGGACCUUAUCAUAACAAUAUGUCUGCAGGGGACGAUUGUAAGCAGUUUGUAGCUGUCACUAUUACCAGCAAUUUGAACUCAUUCCACACAGAUCGCCGUUUUCCUGGCGAUGUCAACAUAGCAAAUCUAAAGGGAAAGUUGGAAUUGCUAACGGGCUGUAUGAUGUCUACCAUGAAAUUGGAACUGCGGGACAAUGACGAUGAGUUAAUUCAAUACUUAUCAGAUGAUACAUUGACCUUGGCGCAACUGGGCGUACAGAAUGGAAUGAAGAUUCAUGUGAUAGAUACUUCAAAUAAAGAACCGGAAGACGAAGAGGCUGCAGAUGUUUCAUACAAACUCAGUACCGAAGAGUAUGAGCAACGGGAAGAGUCAAUGCGAAAAUUUAUGGAAAGGAAUAAACUUGGUCGUUUUGAUGAGGAAAAGGCUAAACGAAAAGAGGAAGAGGAGGAAAAUGAAACCAAGUUGUCUGCAUCCAUAAAAGUUGGGGAUCGGUGUGAAGUUCGCAUUCCAGGAAAUCCAGUUCGUCGCGGUCAGGUGAAAUUUGUUGGAAAGGUUCAUUUCAAAGAAGGGGCGUGGGUUGGGAUCCAGUACGACGAGCCCAUGGGGAAAAAUGACGGAGCCGUUGGGGGGAAGAGGUACUUUGAGUGCAAACAAAAGUACGGCAGUUUCAUUCGGCCUUCAAAUCUUACUGUGGGAGAUUUUCCGGAACUUGAUGAUGAGCUUGAUGAGAUAUGAAAACCUACCUAAGACCUGUUGUUAUAAGUAUGGCUUUACAGUAAACCAGAAAUCUGUCUAAUAAUUGUAAUUAUAUAUUUUUUCCCUGUUACGUAACAAACGAUCUCUAAUUGUAUCAUGUAUAUGUAUGUAUGUGGCAACGUUAGUAAUUCAUAUUGAACAGGAGGUUUUUUUUGUAUAAUUCCAUGCCUGUCAAUAGUAAUAAUAAUACUUCAAUCCCAAUCGUACGUUAUUGCACACAUAUAGCUCUACUCAUGCUAUAACUAGUUUAUUAUCAUUAUAUUACUUCAAUAAUGUGCACAAAAGCCUUUUGGAACAAAUAAAGUUUUACAUAUUUAUGAA
This is a messenger RNA of Folsomia candida, 1354 nucleotides long. RefSeq names its product tubulin-folding cofactor B. The record is from RefSeq and is a predicted model, not a curated record. The transcript is spliced from 4 exons. Bases 296 to 1012 code for a protein of 238 amino acids. Gene Ontology annotation, cellular component: nucleus; microtubule plus-end; cytoplasm. Gene Ontology annotation, molecular function: microtubule plus-end binding; alpha-tubulin binding. NCBI's taxonomy places the organism in Eukaryota, Metazoa, Arthropoda, Collembola, Entomobryomorpha, Isotomidae. Gene Ontology annotation, biological process: post-chaperonin tubulin folding pathway; tubulin complex assembly; cytoplasmic microtubule organization.